CUUCCAUCAUUCUCAUGCGACAAGCCUACUGCCAGAACAUCGUUUCCCUUCAUAUGUCAGUCGCGAUUCGCGACUAGUUGGCCAGCAUGGUCGUCAAAGUUAUGCCAUCCUCGCGGAUGACCACAGCUGUUUUCUUCGCUUGCCUGUUGUUCUUGUUUUUAUACUCCUCCUACGUUCUUACUCCCUCUUAUCAUCCGACGUCGCCCGCCAAGCCCCCACCGGCGCAAACGCAAUCGCAUCCACCACAACAUUCCGAAAAACCGAAGGAAGAUGGCCCGACGACAGCAUGGCAGAAAGAGGCUGCCUUGAUCCGCGAUGAAGCCGAAACCUUGAUUGGCGAUCCCAUCCAACCUCCUUACAAGUCGAAAUUCUACGACCUGGGUCAGCGGGCCAAGAAAGCCCGAGAAUGGGUCAAAUUUCUCGACAACGCACCCAAGUCGGAAAACAUCAAGCCUACUCUAGAGAAAGUGGAAGGCGCAAUCGCAUCGCUGUUCCCGUUUAUCCAACACUCACCAGAGCGCCCAGAUAGCAAGACACCAUUCUCGGACUUACGUUCGUCCAUCGUCCCCGGAACGCGCGGGUUAAUCAUUCCGACAGGCAAGGGAACCAUGCGGUACGCCCUUCACCUCAUCGGCUCACUCCAGAGCGUUUUGUACAGCAACAUGACAAUUCAGGUUGUCUAUGCCGGAGACGAGGACUUGCCGUCAGCAGACCGUGGGAAGCUGCAGUCCCGUUUCAAGGGGAUCGAAUUCCUGGACGUUCUCAGCGUCGUCGACGAUACGACUUUGCAGCUUGUUAAGGGAGGAUGGGCAAUCAAAGCUUUCGCAGCUCUGUAUGCGCCGUUUGAAGAGGUCAUCCUCUCAGAUGCGGAUUCGGUUUUCGUCCAGGUCCCGGAGACGCUUUUCUUAGACCCGUCAUAUGAGCAGACCGGGGCACUCCUUUUCCACGAUCGACUACUUUGGCAACACUCAUUCGCCGACCGUCACAAGUGGUGGAAGUCGCAAAUCCACGAACCUAGCGCCACGCUCAAUAAGUCGCUUGUCUGGACCGAGGACUAUGCUGAAGAGGGUGAUUCGGGUGUCGUCGUUAUUGACAAGUCGCGUCUGGACGUGUUGAUGGGUCUGCUCCACGUAGCUUGGCAGAAUACAUAUGAUGUGCGUGAAGAAGUCAGCUACAAAAUUACGUACGGCGACAAGGAGACUUGGUGGUUUGGACUCGAGCUCAGCGGGGCAACUUAUGCCUUCGAAAAGCACUACGGCUCCAUGGUUGGUUGGUUCAAGGACAAGGUCAACGACUCAAUCGAGAGAAUCUGCAGCUUCGUGAUAGGACACGUUGAUGUGCGAGACGAUCUCAUCUGGUACAAUGGAGGGCUUUUGAAGAAUAAAAAGGUUGACCCAAAAGAAUUUGGGCUUCCAACUCAUACACUGGUCGACGGGACGUGGGAGAAAGGUGGGGACCGAACCCAGAUGAGCUGCAUGGUUGGGCACAACGUCAAACCCCUGAGUAAGGAUGCAGAGUGGAUUUUGAAUAGCUCCAUCACAUUGGCACAAGAGCUGGACAAGGAGUUUGGCUUCCAUUAAAAUGCGGCUUUGUGUCUACUUUGUCACAGCCUACGAUGGGCUAACAUAUUGCAUCAUACCCCUAGAACUUUGUUUCCUGUUGUCCAUUAUCAUAGUCAUUGUUCAGAGCAUCAGAAUAGUAGACCAUCACAUAGUGUAGAAUACAUUUUUCUCGCAUU
Molecule: messenger RNA, 1738 nt
Organism: Colletotrichum acutatum
Lineage: Eukaryota; Fungi; Ascomycota; Sordariomycetes; Glomerellales; Glomerellaceae
Product: mannosyltransferase putative-domain-containing protein
Exons: 1
Coding region: 87-1580 (497 amino acids)
Biological process (GO): protein O-linked glycosylation
Cellular component (GO): Golgi apparatus
Molecular function (GO): alpha-1,3-mannosyltransferase activity
Source: RefSeq, a predicted model, not a curated record